Molecule: messenger RNA, 1860 nt
Organism: Psammomys obesus (fat sand rat)
Lineage: Eukaryota; Metazoa; Chordata; Mammalia; Rodentia; Muridae
Gene: Me1
Product: malic enzyme 1
Exons: 11
Coding region: 142-1518 (458 amino acids)
Biological process (GO): pyruvate metabolic process; malate metabolic process
Cellular component (GO): mitochondrion
Molecular function (GO): malate dehydrogenase (decarboxylating) (NADP+) activity; malate dehydrogenase (decarboxylating) (NAD+) activity; NAD binding
Source: RefSeq, a predicted model, not a curated record
GGCCGCGGGCCGCGGCUAGGCGCGGGCCCCUCCCGCCUCGCCACCCCCUCUCGCCACCCACGCCCGCCCCCGGCCGCGGGGCCUUCCCUCGCGCGGCCGCCGCUCGCCGCACUCCGCGCUCGCCCCGCCACAGCGCUGGUCAUGGAGCCCCGGGCCCCGCGCCGCCGCCACACCCACCAGCGCGGCUACCUGCUCACCCGGGACCCGCACCUCAACAAGGACUUGGCUUUUUCUCUGAGAGAAAGACAACAGCUGAACAUUCAUGGAUUGUUGCCACCUUGCUUCAUCAGUCAGGAAAUCCAGAUCCUUAGAGUAAUUAAGAAUUUUGAGCGUCUGAACUCUGACUUCGACAGGCAUCUUCUGUUGAUGGAUCUGCAAGAUAGAAAUGAGAAGCUGUUUUAUGGUGUGCUGAUGUCUGAUAUUGAAAAAUUUAUGCCUAUUGUUUAUACUCCCACUGUGGGUCUUGCAUGCCAGCAAUACAGCUUGGCAUUUCGGAAGCCAAGAUAUGGCAUGAAUUGCCUUAUUCAGUUUGAAGAUUUUGCCAAUCUGAAUGCAUUUCGUCUCCUGAACAAGUAUCGAAACAAGUAUUGCACAUUUAACGAUGAUAUUCAAGGAACAGCGUCUGUCGCAGUCGCGGGUCUCCUUGCAGCUCUUCGAAUAACAAAGAACAAGCUCUCUGAUCAGAAGGUGCUGUUCCAGGGAGCUGGAGAGGCUGCCUUGGGGAUUGCUCACCUGAUCGUUAUGGCCAUGGAGAAGGAAGGUCUAUCAAAGGAGAAGGCUAUAGAAAAAAUAUGGUUGGUUGACUCAAAAGGACUAAUAGUUAAGAAACGUGCUUCUCUCACGGAAGAGAAAGAGUUGUUUGCCCAUGAACAUGAAGAAAUGAAGAACCUAGAAGCCAUUGUUCAAAAGAUAAAGCCAACUGCCCUCAUAGGAGUUGCUGCAGUUGGCGGUGCUUUCACAGAACAAAUUCUCAAGGAUAUGGCUACCUUCAAUGAACGCCCUAUCAUUUUUGCUUUGAGUAAUCCAACCAGCAAAGCAGAGUGUUCUGCAGAGCAGUGCUAUAAAGCAACCCAGGGGCGCGCAAUCUUUGCCAGCGGCAGUCCUUUUGAUCCAGUCACUCUUCCAGAUGGACGGACUCUCUUUCCUGGCCAAGGCAACAAUUCCUACGUGUUCCCUGGAGUUGCUCUUGGGGUAGUGGCCUGUGGAAUGAGGCACAUCACGGAGAAGGUUUUCCUCACCACGGCCGAGGUCAUAUCUCAGCAAGUGUCAGAUAAACACCUAGAAGAAGGCCGGCUCUAUCCCCCUCUCAGUACCAUUCGGGAUGUUUCGUUGAAAAUUGCAGUAAAGAUUGUGACAGAUGCAUACAGAGAAAAGAUGGCCAGUGCUUAUCCUGAACCCCAAAACAAAGAAGAAUUUGUCUGCUCUCAGAUGUACAGCACUAACUAUGACCAGAUCCUACCUGACUGUUAUUCAUGGCCUGAAGAAUUCCAGAAAAUACAGACCAAAGUCAAUCAGUAACACAACAGCUAGAAUUUCUAACUUUAUUAAUAAGAUCUUGAAGUUUUCAUAAUUUUUAAGGGUUGAAUCUUUUAUGAUGAUUCAUAGUGUGCUUAGAAUAAGGUGAUUUUAGUUUAAUAAUCAAACUUGUGGGAGUCUAUUAAUACAAAGUAGGAUAAGCUUCACACUGGACAAUUUUGUUUCACUUACUCUGGUUACUUGUGUGUUCUCUUUGAAUUAUUCUCUUUACAAAUUCUGUUAAAAUUCUGUUUUAAUUGGACCUGCUGCUGAGAAACUCAUCACUGAUAUGUAGGAAGCUAAUGGAAGACCCAAACUAGUAAUAAAUUAUAUAGCUUAACUUGA